AUGUCGACGUCUACAACACCAGCGCCAGCAUCUCAAAAUGCACCAACGUCGUUCUGGGAAGGCCUCUUCCACUCGGUCUUCACACCAGAAUACAACACGAUCCCACAACGAAUCAUGAACUUUUCCUUCUACGGCCUCUUCGUCGUGCUCUUCGUUCUGGUCUUCCUGACCAACUACAACCCACACGUCAUCGCGCUACUCACCAUGGCUGUAGGGCUGUGGAUGAGCGUCAACUGGUUCAUGAAGGAGCUCGCAAAGAUGCCAGCCUCGAGCAGGGACAUCCAGCAGAUGCCGACGACGGAGGAGACCAAGAAGAACCUUUGA
Messenger RNA from Kalmanozyma brasiliensis GHG001, 324 nucleotides. Its product is annotated as Endoplasmic reticulum, protein Pkr1. Gene Ontology annotation, cellular component: endoplasmic reticulum membrane. Gene Ontology annotation, biological process: vacuolar proton-transporting V-type ATPase complex assembly. The transcript has 2 exons. The coding region runs from base 1 to 324 and encodes 107 amino acids. The record is from RefSeq and is a predicted model, not a curated record. NCBI's taxonomy places the organism in Eukaryota, Fungi, Basidiomycota, Ustilaginomycetes, Ustilaginales.